Closterium sp. Naga37s-1 is the source of this 1458-nucleotide messenger RNA. The record is from the annotation of a GenBank genome assembly. Lineage: Eukaryota; Viridiplantae; Streptophyta; Zygnematophyceae; Desmidiales; Closteriaceae.
AUGGCCGGCCUUCUACGGCAAGCGAGUCGCUGCUGGUGGCUCGCGUCGCUCGUGUUGCCAGCUGCUCGUUUUUCAGAAGCAGUUAGUGUUAGAAGACUUACGUCCUCUGUGGAGGCGAGGAACGAUGGCGACCCUCCCUUGUUGGAAUCAGUGGAUACUUUCUUUGACCGUGCCGCUGCCAUCUCGCAGGUCUCCUCCGAUAUUCUGGCUCGGAUCAAGGCGUGCAGCACGGUGCUGAUGGUGCAGUUCCCUCUCAAGCUCGCCAACGGAUCCAUUGAGCUCGUGGAAGGCUACCGCGCGCAGCACUCACACCACCGCCUCCCCUCCAAGGGCGGGGUGCGCAUGGCAUUGACGGUGGAUCUAGAGGAGACAAUGGCAUUGGCAGCACUCAUGACCUUCAAGUGCGCGCUCGUCGACGUGCCCUUUGGAGGGGCCAAGGGAGGCAUCAAGAUCGACCCCAGCAAGUACAGCCGGCAGGAGAAGGAGGCGAUAGUGAGGCGCUACACGGUGGAGCUCUGCAAGAGGAACUGCAUCGGCCCAGGCAUUGACGUGCCAGCACCUGACUAUGGAACCGGGCCCCAGGAGAUGGCUUGGAUAAAGGACACGUACUCAUCGCUGCACCCAUCUGACCUCAACUCCUCAGCAUGCGUCACCGGCAAGCCCCUAGAAGAGGGGGGCAUUCGAGGUCGUAUGGAGGCCACAGGCAUGGGGGUCUUCCUUUGCCUUCGGGAAUUCCUUAACUCCAAGGAGCAUGCAGCGUCAGUGGGCAUGCAGCCUGGGGUGCGUGGCAAGACAUUUGUCAUCCAGGGCUUUGGAAACGUGGGCCGUGCUACAGCUGAUGCGGUGACAGCAGCAGGGGGGCGAGUGGUGGGUGUGAUGGAGUACAAUGGGGGGUUGCUGGAUACCACUGGCACAGGCAUGGACAUGGCUGCUCUGCGCCUUUACCAGCAGAGGCAUGGAACCAUCAUGGGCUUUCCACAUGCCACGCAGUUGCAAGAUCCGUCGUCGCUGCUCCAUCUGCCGUGUGAUGUGCUCAUUCCCGCUGCUCUGGAGGGACAGAUUCACUCUCGCAAUGCUGCUGGCAUCAAGGCGCGGGUGGUUGUGGAGGCAGCCAACGGCCCGGUGACCCCGCCUGCUGAAGCCAUACUGGAAGCCCAAGGGACACGCAUUCUCCCCGACCUGCUGGUCAAUGCAGGAGGAGUGACAGUGUCCUACUUCGAGUGGCUCAAGAAUCUUAACCACAUGCGCUUUGGGCGUAUGAGCCGACACAUGGAGGAGAGAGGCAAGGAGGCGCUGGUGGAGGCAUUGGAACGGGAGCUGCUGUUGGGAGAGCGCAUCGAUAGUGAUGUUCGACAACAGAUCAUACGAGGCAACACAGAAAGAGACUUCGUGUAUUCAGGGCUUGAGGAGACCAUGGUGCAAGCAUGGCAUCAUGUUGCCCAAGUCGCCAGUGUCAAG